Diabrotica virgifera virgifera (western corn rootworm) is the source of this 540-nucleotide messenger RNA. Its product is annotated as FLYWCH-type zinc finger-containing protein 1-like. The coding region runs from base 1 to 540 and encodes 179 amino acids. The transcript is spliced from 2 exons. Lineage: Eukaryota; Metazoa; Arthropoda; Insecta; Coleoptera; Chrysomelidae. The record is from RefSeq and is a predicted model, not a curated record.
AUGGCUGCGAAAUUUUUUAAAAGUUCGAAAGGCAAAGAUAUGCUUAGUUUUCACGGAUAUUUAUACGUACAGGACAAAAGUUGUGAUACCAAAGUUUACUGGAAGUGUGCAAAUUUUAAGAAGUUCUCUUGUAAAGGUCGAGCAAUUCAAAGACGACCAGAAGAAGUGAAAAAAACUGGUGAACAUAAUCAUGCUGGUGAAGCUGCCGUGAUUACUGCGAAAGAGGCAUACAGUAAUAUGAAGGAAGCUGCAGUUAGAACUCGAGACACACCUCACUACAUUAUUUCAAAUUCGUCUUGUCAACUACAUUUUGCAGCAAGCUCCCAGCUACCUUCAAUAGAAAGCAUGAAAAGGACUAUUCGAAACGUUAGAUUAAAGAAGAAUAGCGAACCAAUGCUUCCAAAGACACGCGCCGAAAUACAAUUUCCGGAUGAGUACCGAAAAACCGACAAUGGAGAAGACUUCCUCUUAUUUGAUAGUGGAUCACUGGUUGAUGAUAGUGCUGACACAACUGCGGUAUCUGCUCUUUCAUUACCCUGA